CAAAAAUUAUGGCGCACAUCUCGAUUACGUAAAUAAAAAUCUUAAGUGAUAAUAAAAGUCCAACUUAUUUUUUUUACUACUACUUGUAGUGGUUAUUAGUUAGUAUUGAAUGAAAUAUCGUGUUGUGAAUAUUAUAAUAAUUAAACAUUGAAAAUGCCUAUUAAUGGUGCCGAGCUAUUAAAUGCGUUGGAAAUUCUAGCAAGAGAUAGAAAUUUACGUGUAACUGUGCAAGAAUCUUUAAAAGGUGGUUUAUUAACUGGGGUAUUUGCCACAAUUGGAGGCAUUGUUGGAGGUCCUGUAGGACUUGCUGCAGGAGGGAUAAUUGGAGCCAUUGGAGCUGGAAUUUCAGGCAAAAAUAAAUACAAAUCUGUAGUAUUGAUUCUUAAUGAAAUGUCCGAUGAUCAAAAACAAGAGUUAGUUGAUUCUGUAUACGAAGCUUUGAGAAAUGUUGGACCAGAAGAUAUCGUGACCGUAGUUCCUCUUUUAAUGGCCUCAUCUAAUCUACAAACAGUUGCCUUAAAUGCAUUAACACAAUAUGUGCAAAGUAAUAUGGGAAUGCAAGUUGUCAUAUAAAUUAGUAUUGUAAGUUUGAAAUUUAAAGACUGAUUUAUUAGUGAAGUCCAAAAAUUUGAAUAAAAAGAUAAAUUACAAUGUUUGUCAAAGGUCAAAGUUAAUACAUUUACAUAUUACAUAUCAACAAAUGACAGAUUAUAGUUUAUUACAUAUAAAAAUUUAAUUAUAAUCUGUGGAACAAAUUUAAUCUAAGUAGCUUAAUUAAUGAAAGUUUUUAUGAACUAAAAACCAAGUGAUUUAAACCAAAAAAGAAUGUUUUUAAAGCAGGCUUUAUACAUUGCAUUGUCAAUUAAUUCACACUUAUGUGGGAUUUUUAUCGUAAACU
This is a messenger RNA of Chrysoperla carnea, 898 nucleotides long. RefSeq names its product protein C19orf12 homolog. The record is from RefSeq and is a predicted model, not a curated record. Lineage: Eukaryota; Metazoa; Arthropoda; Insecta; Neuroptera; Chrysopidae. The transcript has 2 exons. Bases 154 to 573 code for a protein of 139 amino acids.